Messenger RNA from Harpegnathos saltator (Jerdon's jumping ant), 416 nucleotides. RefSeq lists its product as uncharacterized. The transcript is spliced from 4 exons. Lineage: Eukaryota; Metazoa; Arthropoda; Insecta; Hymenoptera; Formicidae. The record is from RefSeq and is a predicted model, not a curated record. Bases 1 to 369 code for a protein of 122 amino acids.
AUGGAAACUGAAACUGGUUCACAAACGGAAAAUGAUGCAAACGAAAAUACGAGCAAAGAGUUGGAAAAAAGUGACGUGCGAAAACAAUUUGAGAAGAAAGUUCGAACUAUUGGUGGAGCAUCUGCAAUUAAACAUUUGAGUAAUGUUUUAGUGAUUACUCUAACUAAUCACUUUGCAAAGCAGAUAACAUGGGACGUUCAGCGUCAAACCGAGGGAAUAAAAAAUGCAACAUUUGCAAACGUUAUUAUUGGAACUAUUAUGAACUCACAUGAGACCAGCUUUAAUGAAUUAACUAAAACAUUAUCUGAAUGGUUAAGAAGAGCCGGAUAUAGAUAUAGAUACCAUAUUAAGUUAGGAAGUGAAACAUAAUUACAUCAAACAAGAAACAUAUGGAAAGAGAGAAUAUAACAUAUAUA